Dipodomys ordii (Ord's kangaroo rat) is the source of this 942-nucleotide messenger RNA. Its product is annotated as olfactory receptor 24. Gene Ontology annotation, cellular component: membrane. Gene Ontology annotation, biological process: G protein-coupled receptor signaling pathway. The record is from RefSeq and is a predicted model, not a curated record. Gene Ontology annotation, molecular function: G protein-coupled receptor activity; olfactory receptor activity. Bases 1 to 942 code for a protein of 313 amino acids. The transcript has a single exon. Lineage: Eukaryota; Metazoa; Chordata; Mammalia; Rodentia; Heteromyidae.
AUGGAACCCCAGAACCGAACCAGUGCCUCUGAGUUCCUCCUCCUGGGACUUUCAGAAAAGCCAGAACACGACACUCUCCUCUUCUCCCUGUUCCUGUGCAUGUAUUUGAUCACAGUGGUGGGCAAUUUAUUAAUCAUCCUGGCCAUCUCCUCGGACCACCGCCUUCACACGCCCAUGUACUUUCUCCUGGCCAACCUCUCCCUGGUGGACCUCUGCCUGGCCACGGACACCAUCCCCCAAAUGCUGGUAAACAUCCAGACCAAGAACAAAGCCAUCUCCUAUCCCUGCUGCCUCACCCAGAUGUAUUUUUUCCAUUUCUUCGGCAUCAUGGAUAGUGUCUUAAUCUCCGUGAUGGCUUACGACCGCUUUGUGGCUAUUUGUCACCCUCUGCACUACACCACGAUCAUGAGCCCACGCCUCUGUGGAUGGCUGGUGGGGGGCCCAUGGGUGUUCUCCUGUUUUGUGUCCCUCACCCACAUCCUCCUGAUGGCCCGGCUGGUGUUCUGCGGCCACAACGAACUGCCACACUAUUUCUGCGACCUCACCCCUCUCCUCCGCCUCUCCUGCACCCGCACUACAGUGAACAAGAUCUUCGUGCUCCUUGUCGCCGGCCUGGUGAUCGCCACACCAUUUGUCUGCAUCCUGGCCUCUUACACGCACAUCAUUGUGGCCAUCCUGAAGGUCCCCUCAGCCGGCGGCAGGAAGAAGGCCUUCUCCACCUGCAGCUCCCACCUCUCGGUGGUCACCCUCUUUUAUGGGACCACCAUUGGGGUGUACCUGUGUCCUUCGUCCGUCCGCACGGCUGUGAAGGAGAAAGCUUCUGCGGUGAUGUACACAGCCGUCACUCCCAUGCUGAACCCCUUUAUCUACAGCCUGAGGAACAGAGACCUGAAGGGGUCCCUGAAGAAACUCGUCAAUAGGAAAAUCACAUCCUCUUCCUGA